GCCAGGUCUAUAUGCUGCAAGUAAGGUCUGGAAAGAAGAUAAGAACCUCUUGCACUGACUGGAACCAGCAAGAUCUGUCCAUCUAUCCUGAGGUCCCCAGGUAAGAGCAUGGCUUUUAACGUCUCAUGAACAAGGCGUGACCAUGUGGUUGUUAUAUGAAUGGAUAUUGAUGAUGUUAUACUUAGAGUAACAUUAUAUUCUUUUUAUUUUUUACCUAGAAUUUUUUUUUUAAUCAAAGAUGAUAUUUGAUUAUUGAACCAGAUACGUUGAUUUAAAGACAGCAUAAUCAUAUUUUAGUUAUAUUUUAAUAUAUUAGAAUUUGUGUGCCUUCCUGAUAAUUGCUGAAUAAAGAAUUUUGGAAUGUAAAAGCCAAAGACAAUGGCAGUUACUCCCCACCCCACUUCUCCCAAGUUACCUCCAGAUAUCACUGGGUCGGUUCUAGCCAGUUAUUUAAACAUAGCAUAACACUAUAGCAGCCUCUACAUCUGUUUCAGAAUAGCCUUAUUUAAUAAAGCAUGCACAAAAUGUAAAUAUAUUACUGUUAUAACAGUAAUCAGAUAAUCAAUUACACUAAAGGUCAUUGGGAAAUAUUUGCUGUAUAUGCUUAUGUAUUCUUCAAUUUCCUCCUUUUGACAGAAAGGGAAGCAGAAUGCAGUGUGCCUGGGAGUGAAGACUCGGUCUACUUGUAUGAGUAAGAGGAUUGGAGAAGAGCAGGGAAAUCAUCAGGAGCCUUGUGUGCCUGUGUGUGUACAGAAGGGUGUGUACAGAACAGAUGCAGAUUGGGGCAGAGAGUGCCUGUAUGUACAGUGUAUGGUAUCUCCUCGAUCAGGUGGAAGGAUGCUGAGUUGAAGAAUCUGCUGAUCUAAGAACAGACCUAAGAACAUGUAAGUAGUGCAUUUAUUUCAAUACUCAUGUAAUAUUAUACCAAUAUCUUAGCAUCAAAGCAUAUUAGUGAUUUUUUUUUUUAAAUCUCUGCAAUUGAGCUUUAACAUCCAAAGUUUCAACGUAUUGAUAUGUGUUGAAUAGCUGCUCAUAGCAGUGCAUUGCGAAGACUAUGCACACAGCUGGUUAGUUGCUGUAUAUCUGUGAAUUUUUAACUCCCUGGUUGUGCAAUUACAGCUGAAGCCCCUUCCUUGAUAAAUUGCUGUGUAAUGUUUUACUAGUUCCUCCGGCUCUGAAAGGGUUAAAGGUCAGAGAGCCAAGAAGAUCUUAAGGCAGGAUUAUUGAUAGAAAGUGAUCACCCCUUUUUAACAAUGACAAGAGACACCUGAUCUGUGUCCCCAGAGACCCGUUCAGCUUUUAAAGAGUUCUAUGGAAAUGGUUAUAAGAAGUGAUGAAUUCAGUUCCAAGAAGGCUAGGCAGCAUGUUCACGCAAAUGACACUACCUGUGAUUACAUAGGAAAUAUACAUUCGUUGUACUGUGUGAUGUGACUGGACCAGCCCAGUAAGAUGCCCUGUUGAAGACACACUUGUUCGAUCUUAUAUUUACAAGUGGACGACUUGUUGAUUUUUGUGUCACUGCAUGUGGAUACAGUUGUGCCUUGGCUUUAUUGUCCCAGAGACUGCAUGUGUAAGAUUGAACGUUCUAAGGAGUUAUUCCGUUAUAAAAAUGGAUACAUUAAUACAUUGCCCAUAUUGUACAUCCACAGAUCCCCUCAUGAAAUAAUCAGAUCGAGCUAUCGGAGAAGAUGGCUUUCCACGUGGAGGGACUGAUAGCUAUAAUAAUAUUCUAUUUAGCAAUUCUUUUCGUGGGUAUCUGGGCUGCGUGGAGAACGAAAAACUCGCGUGGUGAUGGAGACCCCAGGGAAGGGAUUAUUGUGGGGGGCAGAGACAUAGGGCUGCUUGUGGGUGCGUUUACAAUGACAGGUGAGUGUAAUCUUGCAGAACCAAGACCGAUUCACUGUACUUUGAAUUUAAAUAACAACAACAACAAAAAAAUAACUAAUGUUCUCCCGGUGUUGUGACAAGUUUACUGCUUCUUUGUGGCCGGUGGGGAUUUAUGUUGUAAUUUUAUUUUUUAUAGCCUCAGCAAGCCUGUGUGCCUGACAGUGACAAUAUAAUAAUGCAAAAAAAAAAAAUGUCAGAGCAAAUGUAAUAUUUCAGGGAUAGGUAAAAAAACAUAAGGAAAAUUAUAAAGAUUUGUAUUAAUGCAAUUAUGACAAAUAUUUGGUACUUUCUCAGAAGCCUGUGUUUCUUAAAGGCAUAUAUUGUUUGGCAAAUGGUCCCUUAAAAAUGGUGGAAAUUUCAGUUUAUGUUAGUUAAUGAUAUAUGAAAAGCUGGUUUGUCAGUUUAGUAUUUAUUACUGUAGAUUAUUUAGUAACCAGUUUAUAAACAUUUCUUGUUACUUGUUUUCUUGAAGCCACAUAUAGUACAUGAUUUAAAUAUUAUCGAUUUUUUAACACUUCUUAAUUUCUUUAUAUAUUAUUAACUUUUAAAUUAAUUUCACUUUUAUUUUAUCUAUUGUUGAUUUUUUUUAUUUUAUUUUUUUAAGAUAUAAAUAAAUAUUUACACACUAGGCCAUAUAUACAAAUAAUAAUUUUGGAGCAAAAAAUGUGAUUAACAGAAAACUCAAUUUAAUAUAAUUUCUCUUUAAAUACUUGCUUGCAGCCCAUAAUUCCUACAAUAUUUCACAUGGAAUGUGCUGUGUGUGAGACAUAGAGCAAAUAUCAAACAUUGAGCAGACAUGUAUUCACAUCUGAAUACUGAAUAUUAUCAUAUAACUUUGUCACGCUGUCUGAAGUCUGUCACUGAAGAAUCGCACUGGAUUUGGAGCUUUACUUUCAAUGGAGAGAAGCUCCAUAGCCAUCAAUCUUUAUCGGUUUUCUACGGAAACAGAGAAAUGUAGAGAAAUGCCAGUUGCAUAUUUUAGGCCAAAAGACUCCAAAUGGUAUAUGUCUCCACUUCCCAGUUUCUUAAAUUACCUCAACAUUACAUUUCAACAUUAAACAUACAGAUGCACUCUUUAAUUGUUUUAAAUAAAAGUGCCCCUACUAUAGUAACUGAAAAUACAGAUUCCCUUUUUAAAGAUGUGUUCUAAAUUAUGAUAUCUCUUUAACUGGUUGCAUUCACAUUGCUAAUAUCAGCACUGGGACUGGUGAUUAGCUCUGCUAUUUGAAAUGGGAUUUAUUGUGAUGCCAAGAUUUCUCACAUGUAAUUUCCAAUUACAAUAUUUUUUUUAGCAACAUGGGUUGGCGGAGGGUACAUUAACGGAACGGCAGAAGCUGUGUUUGUUUCAGACUACGGCCUCGCAUGGGCACAGGCACCCAUUGGCUACGCCAUCAGUCUGGUUGUAGGUAAGCCAAAAUCUAAUUGUCAGUAUCAAUAUUUGUCUCAGUUAAUACAAGUCAUGGCUAUUCUCAAAUCAAUUACUAGUGAAGGAAUACAAAUAUACGGGAGAUGGGAAGGCUAAUGUAUGGCUAAUUUAAUAACUGUAAAUCUUUAGUCUCAGCUGCUAUGAACAGCAGCACUUACUUAACUAAGCCUUUCAAACCUCAUAGGAAGUGUCCUGUUUUAUAUUAAGCUUAAUAGUUCAUUAAAAUAAAUAACAUAAUGGGAAGGCUUAAUAGAAUGUAAUAGUAAUUAAAACGUGAUUUACGUUAAAACUAAGGAAUGCUUGAUAUGGCUAAUGAAAAUUAAGCUAUUUACCUGCACUAAAUUAGUUUAUCCAAACAUUUGGAUAUAACAUCUUACAGCUCCGGAGUAAAAAAUAUAUAAUCUGGAUUGAGAAAAUAUUAAUAGAAAGAUAAUGGGUUUAUUAUUGAAAACCAUAUUAACUCUCUCAGUACCAAGAUAUUUGCAGAAGAAUGACAACCAGAAUCAAGGUCACUGGGAUGGUCUUGAACGUAAUAUGUAAAUAUGUAAUUUAUGUUGGUAUGCAGAAAAAGUGAAUUUUCAAUGAAAUAAAAAUAUAUUUUUUGAGUCUUGUGUAAGGUCAGGACAAUUUUCAAUAAAUGACAUGUGAUGUGUAAUGUUUUCCAGUUUUAUCCUCUCAUCCUAAUGUGUGGCACCAUCCUCUCUAUACAAACUAUUUCUUCCACAAAUGCUAUAACCAUCUAAUGUAUGUUAUAUUUCACCCAAAGUAAUUAUCAUCCAUCAUAUUGUUGCCCUCCUACUGCAGCAUUUCCAAUCUUUUAACAUCAUGUGUUGUCCCAUAGCCUUUACGUGAUGUCAUAUUGUCUUGCAUAUGUUGCCAAAGGCUCCAUAUUUAUUCAUGUUUUCCCAUAUCAUAUUACCUCCAACAUUGACCCCAUAGGUUGCAGCUAGAGACACACACUAAAAGAGAGGCAUAGAAACAAUGAAAGAUACACAGAGACCCACAUACAGUAAGGGAAAAAUGUAUUUGAUCCCCUGCUGAUUUUUAACAUUUGCCCACUGACAAAGAAAUGAUCAGUCUAUAAUUUUAAUGGUAGGUGUAUUUAAACAGUGAAUGACAGAAUAACAAAAAAAAAAUCCAGAAAAACGCAUGUCAAAAAAGUUAUAAAUUGAUUUGCAUGUCAAUGAGUGAAAUAAGUAUUUGACCCUUUCGACUUAGUACUUGGUGGCUAAAUCCUUGUUGACAAUCACAGAGGUCAGACCUUUUUUUGUAGUUGUCCACCAGGUUUGCACACAUCUCAGGAGGGAUCUUUUUGUCCCACUCCUCUCUGCAAAUCCUCUCCAAGUCAUUAAGGUUUUGAGGCUGACCUUAAUGUACUUCUUCUUGAGUCACUCGUUUGUUGUCUUCGCUGUGUGUUUUGGGUCAUUGUCAUGCUGUAAUACCCAUCCACGACCCAUUUUCAAUGCCCUGGAUGAGAGAAGGAGGUUCUCACCCAAGAUUUGACGGUACAUGUCCCUUUGAUGCGGUGCAGUUGUCCUGUGCGCUUAACAGAAAAACACCCCAAAAGCAUAAUGUUUCCAUCUCCAUGUUUGACGGGGGGAUGGUGUUUUUGGGGUCACUGGCAGCAUUUCUCCUCCUCCAAACAUGGCGAGUUGAGUUGAUGCCAAAGAGCUCGAUUUUGGUCUCAUCUGACCACAACACUUUCACCCAGUUCUCCUCUGAAUCAUUCAGAUGUUCAUAGGCAAACUUCAAACGGGCCUAUACAUGUGCUUUAUUGAGCAGGGGGACCUUGCGGGCACUGCAAGAUUUCAGUCCUUCACAGCGUAGUGUGUUACAAAUUGUUUUCUUGGUGACUAUAGUCCCAGCUGACUUGUGAUCAUUAACAAGAUCCUACGGUGUAGUUCUGGGCUGAUUCCUCACAGUUCUCAUGAUCAUUGAAACUCCAUGAGGUGAGAUCUUGCAUGGAGCACCAGACCGAGGGAGACUGACAUUUAUUUUGUGUUUCUUCCAUUUGCAAAUAAUCACACCAACUGUUGUCCCCUGCUCACCAAGCUGCCUGGCAAGGAUCAUGUAGCCCAUUCCAGCUUUGUGUAGGUCUACAAUCUUGUCCCUGACAUCCUUGGACAGCUCUUUGGUCUUGACCAUGGUGGAGGCUUUGGAAUCUGAUUGAUUGAUUGUUUCUGUGGACAGGUGUCUUUUAUACAGAUAACGACCUGAGAUUAGGAGCACUCCCUUUAAGAGAGUGCUCCUAAUCUCAGCUCAUCACCUGUAUAAAAGACACCUGGGAGCCAGAAAUCUUGCUGAUUGAUAGGGGAUCAAAUACUUAUUUCACUCAUUGACAUUCAAAUCAAUUUAUAACUUUUUUGACAUGUGUUUUUCUGGAUUUUUUUUUUUUUUUUUUGUCUCUCACUGUUAAUUCACCUACUAUUAAAAUUAUAGACUAAUCAUUUCUUUGUCAGUAGGUAAAUGUUUAAAAUCAACAAAUUUACCUUCCCCAGGCACUGUAUGUAUAUUCACCUAUCUCUCUAUGUCUGCAAACGCCUGCACACAUAUGUUACCAAAUUCCCUCACAUAUGUUAUAUUGUUCUAGUAUGUUUCCAUAAUUCAUUUUGCCAAAUGGCCUCAUCAUGCUUUCAUGUAACCCACACAUUGCAAUUUAAAUGUUUAUAUAUUGCUCUUACAUUUACUUUAUUUAUUAUUAUGUUUUAUAAAUGUCUGCAAAUCAUGCAGUUCUAUAGAAUAUAACAGGGUUAUAGACAAAUUAACGUUUAACAUGCAUUACAUUAAAGUUAACAAUAACAUGAGCAGUUAAUACUAAUAUAUAAGGAUAAUGGGCUCUGCUCUUACAGGAAUACAAUGUAAGUGUUGUGAUAUUGCCUCUCACCAUAUAUUCAUGCUGUCCACCCAGAUUGUCGCUCCAUAUGUUGUCAAACUACCCCCACAUUACCCCUCCUUAUCUUGUCAUAUUGCAGUUCACAUUGCCACUCCCUGCAUUGUCAAUUUGUAGUACACGUUGCCUGCCCAUUUGUUGUCAUAUUACCCCCAUUUUACCUCACUCAUGUUGCCAUAGUAUCACCAAGUGAUGUCUCAUUGCUCCAAUAUCACAGUGAGAGACACAUGAAGAGAGAAUCAUGUUUAUGCACAAGGAGACACAGCCACACAAAGAGACACAGUUAGACACACAGACAAAGACACAGUCACUGGGGAAGAUACACAUACACUGUUCAGGAGCCAUGCACAUUUUUGUCCAGACACUCAUACACAGUUAGAUAUACACACGAAAGGACAAAGAGGUGCAGAACUUUGAGCAGGAUCUCUGGGAAUUACUCAGGACCUUAACACACAGAGACACACAUUUACUUUCCAUCAUGUUUGGUUUGUAUCUUUGAUGACUGAAUCUUGCUAUGUUAUGCCACAACACCUGCUGCUGUAUGCAAACUAGGUGCCACAUUUAUUAAAUGGGCCUAGUUUGCAAACAAAAUUGGUGGAACUUCUUCAAAUGGUGUAAAGCACAAUGUAGGGAAAAGUGCUGACUAUCUCUAAAAAAGACAUAUUUUGCAAACAACAUUCUUCUGCAGUAGCAUCACACAUGACAUGCACAAUGUUGGGCAUGAAUGUGUAUCAUUAACCCUCUUAAAUACAUGUAUAUAGUGAUCAAGUAGAGAUUGUAGCCAUAUUAGUCCAGUGAUGUAGAGGUAAAAAACAGAUAAAAUGUGUAUCUUGUAAUACCUUUUUUAUUGGACCAACAGAUUUUUUUAAUGUCUAUGUUCUAUCAAACCUGCGUCUUAUCUGCACUCAUGUCGCUUUAACCCCUGUAUCACAACUCAACUUCGAAUUCUAUGUGCCGUCUUGCUCAGAAAUGCUUCAGACUUGAGAAAGGGAUGUUCUACCGAAAGCUUGUCAUUAAAAAAUUCUGUUAGUCAAUAAAAAAGGUAUUACAAGAUAUGCAUUUUAUCUGUUUUUUACAUGUAUAUGGUGAAAUAGGUAACAAAAAGAAUAAUGCAAUGUAAUGCAAUCAAUCGUUCUAGCAUUGUCAGGAAUUAUGUGUCAUCUAAUGUGAGAAUUUUGUACUUGUUUAUGAAAAAAAAUAUUUCCACCUGCUUUCCUUUUUAAAUUUUUUAAAGAGUGAAUACAUUACUGUGAUUUAUAUAAGUUUAUGCUUUUACUGUAGUUUUAUUGUGUUGUAUUCGUUUUCCAUUAUACAAUGUACCACAAUACCAGAGAUAUUGCAGAUCGUCUUCGUUGUAAAUAAUAUUGGGUCAACACUUUGUUUAGCUUCAUUUGCUCUUGGCAAUCCUAAAGGGGCACUCAGCAUCGAACAAACACUGAAAAAUCCUUAUAUAUUACAUGGAAAGCAAUUAUUUUAACCCAUUAGAAUAGCAGUAGAAAUUAAAGUUUGUGUUAUUUUCAAUAACACAGAUCAUACUCAAGAAAUCCAACUGUUCUUUAACCACUUAAUACUAGCAACAUGUUUACAUAUGGUUUAAUUUGCUUCUUAUUACGACAUGAAAUAUAUCACAAUGGAUCAUCUUGCCUUUUCCUCCACUCCAAUGCUGAAUGUUGCCUAACUGAGAAACACAUUUAUUAUCUAGAGCACUCAUCAGUCCCUUCCAUGCAGAAGGAUUGUAAAUUACAUCAAACCUCUCUUGGCUGCACAAUAGAGUGGUGUCUGGACAAAAAUGUGCGUGGCUCCUGAACAGCUACACCGAGUAGAAGGAUGUAGUGAGGGCUCUAGGCAAUUAAUAGAAAUUAAUGCAGGAUAUAAAAGGUUACACCAUAGUUUGUAAACCAUGCAAGCUAUCUUAAUGCUCAUUAGCUGCGAAGUAAUCCGUUUUGAUAUGUCAUAUAAAAGGUGCAGAGGAAGGCAGCCUGCAUUUUGGAUUUGCAUCGUACUUUUGGGUGGGAUUAGUCUGGUAUGUAAUUUUAGUAUUACUAGACACCAAAUCAUUUUAAAAUGCAGAAUUCACUUUUUCACACCUCCGAAUGCACAUUUGAAAUGCUUUAAGUAGAAUUAGAGGCACUUUAUAUUAAAAUAAUUCCUAUAUUUAAAAAAAAAAAAAAUCAAAGGUAUAUUUAAAUAAGCCCAGUACACUUUUCUGUUUUAUAUUUUUAACAUCACGUCUCUGUGUUUUCUCUUUUAUCUAUGUAGCCGUGUAUUUUUUAAAGUAGACUCAAUAAUUUCACAAUAUUUAAUAUGACUAUGAAUAACAUCCCACAAAAAAAAAAAGAAAACAAACAUAAAUCCCACUACCUGGAACACAAAAAAGAAUUCUUGAUAAAGAAACUUUACUUGUUUUAAGGCAUCAGGAACAUUCAGAAUUGAGCAUUACUUUUGUGAGUUCUUCAGUAUUGACAUAGAUCCGAUUUCUUUGAAGCCUAUCUUACCUUCAUAAAAAACAUGUUCUAAGUAAUGAGGCAAUCAUAUUGUACAACAGGUUAGUAUUUUCCUAAAGGGUUCACUUUUCCUCCUUUGGUCAUAAUUGUGGGAGAAAGAAGACCAAAAUUAGCAAAUAUCUUCCUGUUGUCUACCUGUGUCAUGUAUACUGUGACAUUGUUUUUAGGGAUUUGUUUCCACUUGUCUCUUUCUGGUAUGCAGGUGCACCCUCUGCUUUAUGUUGCCCUAGGGACCUGUUUUAGAUACCUUUUCCCUGUAUGCCUUUAAGAGUAGUGGGAUUAUUCCCCACCCCUAGGUAUCUGUGGGUAGUACAGGAAGUAUCUAUAUACAACAAUGGGAUUAUUCUCUUCCCAGGGGUACUUGUAGGUUAAUAUGUAGAUUUUUUUAUUGUUUGCAUUAUUUGUUAAUAUACAGCUAUAUAGGUUUGUAUGGGCACUCUCUGCACCUUGGUGCAUCAAGGGUGUCAUAGGGACUUCUUUAGGUAUGUUGAUAUUCCCCCGUAUACCCUCUAGAGUAGUGGGAUUAUUUCCCUCUCAUUGGUAUCUGUAGGUAAAUAUAGCUUACCUUCGUAUUAGCUGUAAAUUUAUAUUCCCCAUUGCUUUUUUUCUUCUUUAGUUCAUUGAGUGGUCAGAAGGGUGAACCAAUUGGGGCUUUAGUCAUGUUAUCUAAAACUUCUGCUUUAAGAUUUUGCCUCCUUUAAAUUAACCCACAGCCACCUCUAUUUACCACUCACAUUUGUCAGUCGACGCUUUACGUACCUAUUCUUGUCUAUAAGCAUAUAAUCAUAUAUAUCUAUUUCUUUUAUUUUUUUAGUUUAAUAUAACGUGAAUAAAGUUUUUUCGAUAUUUUUAUUUGUUUUCUGCAGUUUAUUUAGCUGUAUAGAUUUAUCCACCUUAAUAGUUUCAUUUAUACUGUUAGAUUUUACUGUGACAUACAGUAUAAUUUUUCUAUUGAAAAUUUGAAAAUUAAAAUUUACAAGUAAAGUUUUUUUUUUUUAAAGUAUUACUUGUUGGAAGGGGUGCCAUGACCAACCCACCAAUGUGUGUAUCUUGUACAAUGUUCAAAUGCACCUGUUUCAGUAGUAGCCAAUACCUAGUAAUAUAUAUAUAUAUUUUUUAAAUGAAAUAUAUUGUCAGUAUAAGCAGGGCUCAAGUCUAGCACUGCUAGGGUCACUGCAAGCAUGGAGAGUCCAUGGCAGGGUUGAAUUUCUACUAACAGGUACUGAAUUUUCACACACCUAUAGCUAGUGGCAAGUGAAGAGCCCUGAGUAUCAGUUUUGUUUGUAUUUGUACCAUCAGUAUACAUUGUUUAUUGAUCUGUAUGUUUUUAUUUGGUUUAUAACUGAACACAAUUUUUCAACUUACUAUCAAACAGACAUUUUCCUGCUCUCACUGUUUUAUUGUUGCGAUUUGUUUCCAGGUGGGUUAUUCUUUGCCAAGCCUAUGCGAUCAAAAGGCUAUGUAACCAUGUUGGAUCCAUUCCAGCAGGUAUAUGGAAAAAGAAUGGGAGGAUUGCUAUUUAUACCUGCCCUUAUGGGAGAGAUGUUUUGGGCAGGUGCAAUACUGUCUGCUUUAGGUAAGGUGCAUAUUAUUUAUUUGUAAUUAAAUAAAAUAAUAAUAUAUAUCAAGUUCCUUUGGCAUUAAUUAACAUAUGUAUAAUUCCCCCAUGAAGUCAUCUAGACAUGGUUAGUUAAAGGAACGCUCCGGCCCCUAAAGCACUUUAACUUGCUUAAAAUGUUGGUGCGAAGAGAGUGUCCUCUUUUUUUCAUUUUGCACAAAGUGCAGAUUUCAAAGUGACACUUUUAUAAAUUAACCUGAUUAGACCCAUGGCUGUUAAUCAGACAACAGUUCCUGUUACUUCCUGGGUUGUUUAGCUCAGUUUAGCUAAACUCAAGAAGCAGCAAUUGAUCAGAGCACCUACCUUGAAAAGACAUCUCAUUGAGCUGUAUUUGGAAGUCUGUGAUUGGACAGACACACAAAGUCUGCCAGCUGUUUUUAGCUAUACCCUUAAUGAAAAAAAUGUAUAAUAAAAUACAUAAAGGUUUUUUAUUGUGGUUACAUCUACUACACUUCGAUUUUUAUUUAUUUUGUAAUUGGGCAGUGAAGUGUCCCUUUAAUAUCACAAAAGGUACUUUCAAUCUUACUAAAAAAGUGUGCUAUUUAGUCUUUUUUGAAGUAUCAAAUUAAUCCAAAGAUUGUUCCUAACCUAAAGCCAUAAAAAUCUGCAAAAGGUAUAUUUACUGUUGAAAGGCAUAUUUACUUAAUUGUGUUAUGUUGGCAUGAUUUCUGCAAAAUGAAGACUCUUAUAACAUGAUAUUUAUAUCCACCAGCUUGAAAAAUGUAAAUGUUUUAAACUGGACAGCCUCUUCAUAAAGAAAUUGUUAAUGUUAAUUUGGAAACAAGCUUACUCUCAUCUUCAAAACACACUAUCAGAGCUAUUUAAUGGUCCUGGAAUUGAUAAGAAUUGAUUAUGGAAUUGCAAAUUACACGUCAAGUCAAAUUAAGCUAAUCCUCAGUACUAGAGUGUGAUAAAAUUAUGUUAGACCCACCCCAUAAUUUCCUUAUAAACUCCAUCUAGUGAGUGUUAUUCAUACUUAUUAUAUGCUGAAGUAUAGGUGGUAAACAAGGUGGUUCUGACUGCCCUGUGAAGUGUUUUCUGGAGAUGGACUAUUUUGGUGAUAUGAUUUGAUCUUGGCUAGAAUAUUGUAACACCUGAUUUAUGCUGUUUUACAUAUGACAAGUAGUUUUUCCACUUUGAUCUAUGGAAAUGUGACUUUGGCGAGUUAAUUAGAUGACAUCAUAAGGAAGUCAAUGCUUUUUUCAUCACCUCCUUAGAAGUAAGCCCAUUGAUUCUAAGAGCUGGUUUAAUGUCCUUCUGUCCUUGUUUUGCUUUUUCUAUCAUUCCCAACUAGGUUCUUCCCUGUAACAUGUGUUGAUCUCCUUACAGAACCACACAAUUAAAAAUCCUGCUGUUACAAUUGAUUUGUGAAUCCACCCAUGGCCGCCUAAUCUUAUCCUCACUUUGAAUUGCAGAGGUUUAAACAUACAGGAAUGCAGAUCACAUCUACUGCAGGACCUCUGCAUAUGUUGCAUCUCCAUAGCCUUUUUGCAGGAAACCCACUUUAAAGAAGGGGCAGCACCACUGUUGAAAAGUAAACAUUACCCCAGUGCAGCUUGCAGCAACCACCCCACAGCACGUAAGGCUGGAAUGGCUAUACUGUUGGAAGCAAAGCUGCAAUUCCAAGAGAUAGAGAGGAUAACGGAUCAGGGCGGCAGAUAUAUCUUCCUGAAAGGCAAUAUCCAAGAUCACAGAUACACAUUCACAACAAUAUACAUACCUGAUAAUAAUCAAACCCAAUAUGUCCACAAAUACUUUGUAAGCUUUUGUCACUCACUGAGGGAAUCAUGAUUCUUGGAGGUGACUUCAAUGUCCCCUUAAACCCGAUCACUGACUCAUCUAUGGGUCAUAGCAGCAUAGCGCAAAGUGCCUUAUGGAGCAUAUAGAAUUCCCUACAAAAUCUACGACUGGUGGAUUGCUGGAGAUGCACACCAUGGAUAAAGAAUACACUCAUUAUUCGGCAUUCCAUCGGCGAUACUUGAGGAUCGACUACAUAUUUCUUCAACAAGAACAGUUAGCAAACAUAUGAGCAGCGGAGAUAGGUACGGCUAUAUGGUCAGAUCAUGGCCCAGUGACUCUGGAGAUGAACUCACCGAGGACACGACCUGUCACUUGGUCCUGGAGAGUUAACAGCUCCCUCCUAUAAGACUUAGAAAUCAGGGAGAAAGAAUCUGAGGCUCUCACCUCCUACUUCGAGAUGAAUACACCGGGUGAACUCAUGGCAACUACCAUUUGGGAAGCGUCAUCAGGGGAACCCUAAUCUGCUUAGCAUCCAAAAAAAAGAGAGAAUCACAGUGUCAGAUCACCAAACUCAUUGAGAAAAACAUAUCUCGAAACCCAGUGCAAACGAUCCCAACUUGUGGCAACCCACAGAGAACUUUGUCUCAUUAAAAUGUUACACUUAGUUCAGUGUAACGGUUGUUAUGCAUUUAUUUCAUGUUCCACUUUUUGGAGAUUUGGAUGCUGUCUAAUCUGUAGGCAGUUCUCUAUAUUACGGCAGAAGAUUGCAUUUUUUGAAGUCUGAGAUUUGUAAAUUAUCUAGUAAACAAACUGGAACUGCUGCAAAGUCACUGCCGCAGAGACGUACUAGGAAUGGCAGAUGGAUUACUGUAGGAUCUGGUAGACUUAGAGUUGUGGAUAAAAGGCAUAUUGCACAGUAUGUUACUCUACAUAAUUCAUUUUCUGCACUUUCAGAGUGUAAUGGUGUUAUGGAGACAGGCUCAGGCACUUAGGGUAGUGGUGUUGUAGAGACAGGCUCAGGCACUGAGGGUAGUAGUGUUGUGGAGACAGGCUUGGAGACUAUGGUGAGGCCUAAUAGAAAGCAGUUGUUAUUAGGGGAUUCCAUCCUAAGAGGUGUGGAGAUGGACAAUGGUGGUCUUGUGAGAUGUCUUCCCAGAGCUACUGCUCACAGAGACAGGAGAUGUAUUUGUAAUAUUGUUAAAGGACCACUAUAGUGCCAGGAAAACAUACUCGUUUUCCUGGCACUAUAGUGCCCUGAGGGUGCCCCCACCCUCAGGGUCCCCCUCCCGCCCGGCUCUGGGGGAAAAUCACAGUGAGAAGCACGCAAGCGCCUCUAGUGGCUGUCAAUGAGACAGCCACUAGAGGAAAUAGGGGGAAGGCUUAACCCAUUCAUAAACAUAGCAGUUUCUCUGAAACUGCUAUGUUUAUAAAAAAAAUGGGUUAACCCUAGAAGGACCAGGCACCCAGACCACUUCAUUCAGCUGAAGUGGUCUGGGUGCCUAGAGUGGUCCUUUAAGCGAGCAAAGGAGGAAGGGGAAUUGGAUGUACUUGUCCAUCUAGGGACAAAUGACUUGGCUUGCAGUGAGGUUUCAGAGGUUAAGGAGGUUUUUAGUGUUUUUGCCAAUGACAUACGGCAGGUUGCUUCCACACUGUCAUUCUCUGAAGUUCUGCCUGUGCAUAACACUCAGAACGACAGGUGGAUGCGUAUUAGGGACUUUAACUUGUGGCUUGGUGGAUAGUGUCGGGAGCAAGGAUUUGGCUUUAUUUCUCAUGGUAGCUCUGUUUGAAAUAAACUGUAUAAAAAAGAUGGUUUGUAUCUUUCUCAAAAGGGCAAAAAUGUUCUCAGAGAGCAGUUCAGAGGUUUUGCUAGGAUGUAUUUAAACUAGGAGGGGGGGGCAAAAUGGUGAUAAAACAUCAAUCCAAUUGCCCCCCAAAACAAGGGCAGAAUGUGCCUUUAGCAAGUGUGUUAAAACAUUACAAGCUUCGAGUCAUGUCUACAAAUGCUUGCAGUUUAGGGAAUAAGAUCCAUGAACUUGUGGCAAUAAUGGAAACUGAUAAUGUAGAUUUAGUCGCUGUUACUGAGACAUGGUAUAAUGAGAAAAAUGACUGGGACAUAGCAAUACCAGGAUACUCUUUAUAUAGAAAAGACAGGGAAGGCAAGAAAGGGGGAGGGGUGGCCCUGUAUGUGAAGGAUAGCAUAAAAUCUAGCCUAAUAAAAGUUAGUGAGGCGAACAUAGAGUCCGUUUGGGUUAUGUUAGAAUUUGGUAAUCACACAGUAACUCGUGUAGUUGUGAUUUAUAGGCCCCCAGGACAAAUAGAAGAGUUAGAUAAUCUACUAGUUGAGGAAAUAGCUAAAAUGACAAUGAAGGGGGAAGUUAUCAUCAUGGUGACUUUAAUCCUCAUGAUGUGAAUUGGAAAACUAAAUUAGCUGCUUGUGCCAGAAGCACAAAUAUUCUAAACUCCGUACUGGGAUUGUCUCUAAAACAAGAUGUUGAGGAGCCAACUCGUAAAGAGGCCAUACUGUUUUAGUGUUAACAAAUGGAGAUUUGGUAUCAGAUAUUACUAUAGGUGAAAGUUUAGGAUCCAGUGAUCAUCAGUCAGUGUGGUUUAAUAUAAGAACAGUGACUGAGUCACACCACACAAAAACAAAAGUAGAAUAUGUGUAAAGAGUCAUUAUUAAAUUGGAGCAAUUUAAAUUGAGUCCAAGAGAAAUCGGAUUAUUUAAAAGUUGCACUGCUGAAGGCAACAGAAAAUUGCAUUAGGUUUGUCAGUAAAAGCAAAAAAAAAAGCAAAAAAAUCAAGAAACCACUGUGGUACUCCGCAGAUGUGGCCAAAAUAGUAAAAAACAAAAAGUUAGCAUUUAGUAAUUAUUAAAAAAAACAGAGUGAGGAAGACAGAAUGCUCUAUAAGAUUAGGCAGAAAGAGGCUAAGCAAGUUAUAAGAGCUUCCAAAUUACACACAGAAGAGAAAAUAGCACAGUCAAUAAAAAAAAGGGGACAAAACUGUUUAAGAUACAUAAAUGAGAAAAGGAAAGUAGAACAAGGAUUAGUUAGAUUAAAAACAAAAGAAGGAAGGUAUGUAGAAGAGGAUAAAGGUCUAGCUGACUGCCUCAAUGAAUAUUUUUGUUCAGUAUUUACAGAGGAAAAUGAAGGAAAGGGACGUCAAUUAGGAAAAAGGACAAAUGAGUCAUUUAAUACAUGAGAGUUUACAGAGGAAGAGGUUCUAUUUCAACUGUCAAAAGUAAAGACAAAUAAGUCAAUGGGACCUGAUGGAAUACACCCAAAGUUAUUAAAAGAGCUACUAGCAAAACCAUUAACAGAUGUAUUUAACCAAUCAUUGUUAACAGGAGUAGUCCCAAAAGAUUGGAAGUUAGGGAAUGUUGUGCCCAUUCACAAGAAAGGUAGUAGGGAGGAGUCGGGUAACUAUAGGCCAGUAAGCCUUACUUCAGUAGUGGGGAAAGUAGUGGAAACCAUGUUAAAGGAUAGGAUUGUUGAACAUCUAAAAACACAUGGAUUUCAAGAGCAGAGACAACAUGGGUUUACUUCAGGGAGAUCAUGCCAAACUAAUCUUAUUCAUUUUUUUGAUUGGGUAACUAAAAUAAUAGAUCAUAGAGGUGCAGUAGACAUUGCUUACCUAGAUUUCAGUAAGGCUUUUGACACUGUUGCACAUAGAAGGCUUAUCAAUAAAUUGCAAUCUUUAAGUUUGGAUUCCAAUAUUGUUGAGUGGGUAAGGCAGUGGCUGAGUGACAGGCAGCAGAGGGUUGUAGUCAAUGGAGUAUAUUCGAAGCUUGGGCUUGUCACCAGUGGGGUACCUCAAGCAUCUGUACUUUGACGGCGCUCUAUAAAUAUCAUAAUAAUAAUAAUAGAAAGAGGGAAGUGCUCAUGCCAUUGUACAGAACACUGAUGAGACCUCCCUUGGAGUAUUGUACACACUACUGGAGACCGUAUCUUCAGAAGGAUAUUGAUACUUUAGAGAGAGUUCAGAGAAGGGCUACUAAACUGGUUCAUGGAUUGCAGGAUACAACUUACCAGGAAAGGUUAAAGGAUCUUCACAUGUAUAGCUUGGAGGAAAGACGAGACAGGGGGAUAUGAUAGAAACAUUUAAAUACAUAAAGGGAAUCAACACAGUAAAGGAGGAGACCAUAUUUAAAAGAAGAAAAACUACCACAACAAGAGGACAUUUUCUUUAAUUAGAGGGACAAAGGUUUAAAAAUAAUAUCAAGAAGUAUUACUUUACUGAGAGGGUAGUGGAUGCAUGGAAUAGCCUUCCAGCCAAAGUGGAAGAGGUUAACACAGUAAAGGAGUUUAAGGAUGAGUGGGAUAGGCAUAAGGCUAUCCUAAUUAUAAGAUAAGGCUAAGGGACUAAUGAAAGUGUGACAGAUUAAUCUGUAUUGCUGGUUCGUCUGUUACCCUUUGUUUUCGCUGGAUUUCCUGUCCGUAUGCUCCUGUUCGUGUGAUUACAAAAUACCGAUUGAAACUACCGAACGAACGACCACCCAGGAGAGGAGUGUGCUGCUGGUUAACCUCUUGGCCCCAAUUAGAACGUUGUGGUUAACCGCAGACACCUCUCCAUUCCAUUCGUACGGGUGGUCGUCGUUCGCAUGCCGACCAUGAGGCGGCGGCCAUUUUGGGACACGAGGAAGCAUAGCGGUGUUCAGUACAAAUUCUAUGGAACUAAAAACGGACACUUUAAUCUACCGAACACCGCUGGCAGCUGCUGCCCACCUUCUAUUUCGGCGAGGCGCACGAACGCCGGUCUGUUUGGGAGUUUUAUACAUUCGUAUGGACCUUUACCCAGAUAGCCGUCCCAUGGAGUCAUUCGUGUACCGAAGGACUGGUGAAAGACUUUGACUCCAUGGCGAUUCGACUAGAUACAUCGGAUCGGAGCGCUAUUCGGUAGAAAUAUGCACUCAGAUCCAGGCUGUCUGGGGAUACGUUACACGAACUAUAUUCAUUCGGUAUUUCUUCAGUUAUAUAUUUUAAUGUAUUUUCCUUACUGUAUUUUAAAAUGGCGAUUGUCUCUAUCCUGGGAGAUAAUUAGGUUUCUUCCUAAUUAUCUCUGGGGUAGAAAAGAAGGGUUUAUGGGUAAAAUGGGAAGAGCUUAUAUUGAAGCCACUGCGAUUGGCUACUGUCCAAUAUGUUUUACAGUCUUCCACAAGGUCCCCUCGGGGAGUGUCCACCUUGUGGAGACCUGCAUAAAUACCGGGCAGGUAGCCCCCAUUAAACAGAUCCUGAUUUGACCCUCAAGACGGAGCUUGGUCUCGUUUGUGGGGGAAUUAUUACUGGGACAGCGCUUUCGUUAUUUCUAGCUGUGGAAGGCGUUCGACUGUUUUGCUGAUCGGGAGUUGCCGUGUUCGUGAACUUCGUUCGGGAGUUUGGCGGUCGGCUGGAUAGAAACUGCAUUUCUGGAGAGGGGGAUUAUUCACUAAACGGCGGCUUCAUCUACCUGGCGGUGAGUGUCGUAACAUAAAGUAUUUAGAAAAUUGGGCAGACUAGAUGGGCCGAAUAGUUUUUAUCUGCCGUCACAAUCUAUUUUUCUAUGUUUCUACUGGAGGUAGGUUGGCAAUUCCACACACUUCUAGCCCAUAGAUAUUUCUGCUCUGUGCAACGGUCGAAAAGCCUUUUUCUGCCAACAUGCUAAUAAAAGAAAGACUUCGACCAGGCGAGGCAGAGACAUUGGACUUGCUCAUCACAGAGGAAGAGGUGGCAGCAGCGAUCAAAACCGGGCAAGCCCCAGGGCCAGAUGGCUUUUCCCUGGACUACUUCAAGAAGUUUCGUCACAUAUUACUUCCUAAAUUAACCCAGGUCCUUAACGCUCUCACAACGGAAAAUAGCUUCCACCCCGAAUCACUCGCUGCCACUAUAACUGUCCUUCCAAAACCGGAUAGGGAUCCUGAACUUUGUGGCAGCUACAGAUCGAUAUAUCUGCUCAAUGUGGAUGUCAAACUGUUCACUAAGAUCUUGACUAAUAGGAUCGGGAAAUUGUUACCGAGGAUCGUACACACGGAUCAAAAAGGAUUUAUACCGGUUAGGGAGGCUAAGGAUAGCACUCUACAGGCACUGUCAAUCCAACACCUAGUGAGGCGAUUAGGAGAACAAAUUCUCCUCUUAUUGACCGAAGCUAAGAAAGCAUUCAACUGGGUUAACUGGUCCUUCUUUAUGGCCACACUGCAGGAGAUGGGAUUCGGUUGUAACAUGCUGAAAUGGAUAAGUGCACUCUAUAGUUGCCCCAGCGCCAAAGUACGAGUAAACGGUGCUCUCACGGAUGCUUUUCAGAUACGGAAUGGUGCAAGGCAAGGAUGCCCACUAUCCCAAAUGCUAUUUGCACUAAUCCUGGAGCCAUUCUUGGAAGCCGUACGGAAGUUUGAUCAUGUUAAAGGUUUUACUUGGAAGGCCAACACCCAUAAGGUGGCUGCUUAUGUGGACGAUCUACUCUCCUUCAUAAAGGAUCCCAAGACAAUUCUACCUCACCUAGUGGACCUGUUCAAGACAUAUGGCAAAAUCUUGGGAUUCAAAUUAAAUAUGUCCAAAUGUGAGGUACUCAACAUCACGGUCCCAGUAACAGAAAAUGAUACCCUGCGACACUAGUUCCCAUUCCAAUGGUGCACUUAUGAAAUAUCUAGGUUUUCACUAGUUACCACAGUGACCCAUACCAAAUAAAUGUUAUACCUCUCUUACACCGCAUAAGAAUUAUUUGAAGAAAUAGUCUUACCCUCAUAUAUCCUGGUUUAGGAGAAUUGCAGUUCUAUAAAUGAAUGUGCUACCUAGACUUCUUAAUCUAUACAAACAUAUACUCCCCCUUGCCCUUCCUAUAGCCUACUUCGCGUCUCUACGAUCUUCUAGGAUACAGUACAUGUGGAAUGGAGACCAGGCAAGCCUCCACCAUGAAAUACAAUGCCUCCCGAGAGCCUCUGGGGGCCUUGGACUCCCAGACUUACAUAAAUACCACCACGCAACUGUCAAACAAAGAAUAUUAGAAUUGGAACAUCCACCGGUUCACAAACAAUGGAUUGAACUUGAUAAGUGUCACCUUCGACCAUUCCUACUUACGGCAGUGUGGAACUCAAAAAGGCCUACACAGACAGAUCUGAAUUUGACCUCUCCAGUGACACAAAUGUUAAGGACAUGGGACAGCAUCUAUCCACACCACACCACACCGAGCCCAAGGAUUCAGAUACAACAUAAUGUUCAACUAGGUGGUGGACUACUGCCUAGAACAUGGGAAUUCUUGGGCGUCGGUGGCGAUUCACUUCCAAUCCAUAAGCUCUUGAACAACACAGGCCUGAUACCACUGCUGGAAAUGACUGGAGGGAAUCCACCAUCGAAACUGCAAACAUUUAGGUACACACAAAUCAGAUAUUUCUACCAAUGUAACAUACCCAAUGUCUGCUGGAGAUGCGGAGUGGGACCGGGAACAGUAACGCAUAUAUGGUGGGAAUGCCCAAACAUAGAGCAAUUCUUGGAUGAAGUGAAGCUGAAGGUGGUAGAGAUUCUUGGCGACACGGGAUGUCUAGAUAUGGAGACAGUCCUACUACACUCCACACAGUUAAACAUCACAUCAAAAAAUCGAUCCUUUGACAUCUACUAAACGCAGCCAAAUCCUUGAUUCAAUUGAACUGGAAGCAAGAUACGACCCCUACGAUGGGACAAUGGAUGGACAGGUUGGAGGAGAUAUACAUGGCAGAGUCUCUCCAAGUCUCCCUGAUUAUUUGUUAAUAAUUGAAGAGAAACAUGUGGCGCGCUGGUGACUGUGGCUGUGGCUGGCUUAGGUUGACAUGAGGAACAUUGGGGAGUGGGAGGGGGAGCACAGUCCUAGAAAGUAGUGAUGGAUCAAUCACAUUUCCCUCUGAUUCACUUCCAUAUAAGAAGAUCUCCUUGUACCCUAUUUUCCAUAUCUCUUAUUCCAUAUUACAAGAUACAUUAUGAUGCUCACUUCCCUCUACUUUAAUCGCUGUCUCUUUCCCUCUUCUUUUUUUUUUUUAUAUAUACAAAUGUUGCUUAGCAUGAAGGGGGUGUGUGGAUUUUUUUAUUUUACUCAUUGACACGUGGCUGUCAGAUUCUCCACUCACCAAACGAUACAUAUUGUUUGAUUGAUAUAAUAUAUACCUUUGAGUCAUUCCCCUCAAGUUAUUGUUAGUUCACAUGCAUACAGCCUAUCCCCUAACUUGUAAAAUGGGUAAUUUGCUGUUCUUUCUUGAUCAUAAGAUUCACACUUUCUGUUGCUAAACCAUGAUGUACAAACAUGCUGGAAAUCUAUUUGUAAGAAUGUUAUCGAUCACUUUCUGGUCUUAUCAUAUGGCCUGCUGGACUUGCGUGUCCCCUCCACUUGAAACACCUUUGUCACAUGUAUAUGCUCAUUGUGGUUAUACUCAAUAGAAAGCUUUGAUUCUUAAAAAAAAAAAAAGGAAAGGUAAGGUAAGCACUUUCAAUUUUAGAAGUAGUUUUUUACUGAAUGCUAGUUAUUCCCAGUUACACUAAUAUUUGUUGAUGUUGCCUAUUAGAAUUAGCAAUUUCAUGGAGCACUGCGUAUCCCCUGAUUUCUAAUUAUUAUGGGAUCGUUUUAAAUGUUUAGAGAAAAGGGGCAUUCCUUUGACACUUGAGAGAGAGGUGAUUCAUAGAUAUUUUUUUUUCAUGGUUUGGCUGCUGUGACAGCUGUCCUUGGUUUAGCAUGUUUUCUGAUGAACUCUGAUCAUUUAUAUUUAUUGUGUAUGAAAAGUUCACCAGCUGUCAGCACUGAACCUUAUUUUUCCCUAACAUUACCUGUGAUUGGCUGUUUGACAGAUGGCUCUGUUAGUUGACUGGAAUGAAACAAGUCAGUUUUAUACAGAGUAUUGCAUGGGUAGCUGUACUAGAAGAAUCUAUAACAUUGCUCACAGUCUGCUGGAUAAUAAACAAUUUUUUUUGUGGGGGAUUUCAAAUUGCCCUCCAGUUGAGGAACUGCACAGUACGUGUGCAUGAAUGAUUAAUGUUUUAAGUACUUAGUUUAUUAUAACGCCCUAUAAUUCACUCACAGUGUGUACCCCCAAUUAAAGGGAAUGCUAAUCAGUUUAGUACUUAGUUACCCCUGUAUGAAAGACACUUUUAUUUGAUUCAAGUGAAUUUCCUCUAGGUAGCCUGGCCUGUCUCUCCUACCUCGGGCCAGACUUCAUUUGUUCUAAUAAACAUAAUUUGCUCUAAUUUCCAACUGUGUUCUGAUUAAACGUGAAACAGUAGGCAGCUUGUUUACUCUACGUGCACGUGAUAAGUCACAGAUAUUUCCCUCUUAUAUUUAUGUAAUGUUGGAGGAUUUAAAAAUGUAUUGGCUUCAAAAACACAUAUACACAAAUACAUAAACAUACAAAUAAAUAAUAGAGCAAACAGCCUCCUUUUCUUAUGCUUUUGUUGGCCAGACACUGCCCUUCUUAAACAUUCUAAAAGUGUCUAAUGUAAGUCAGUCUUCAUUCAUCACAUCACAUUCAAGACUUCCAUGUACUUAUAUCACCUAAUUCAGCUAAGUAAGGGAUACACGUUUGUCUUUUUCCAUGAGAUCUCAAUCCAUUUCCACAUACCUUAAAUAAAACAAAUGAAUAACACUUUAGACUUGUUAAAAAAACCACUACAAUAGGUCUCAAUAGAAAUCAAUCAAACAACCAAAUAGUCAGUUAAUCACUAAAAGGUACAAGAAGCUACCUCGUAAUCAGUGCAAGUAUGAUACAGUUAAGAAAUAGCAGAAACACUGCACAAAAUGUCCACAAACAAAGAUGCAGCCAUGAAACUGCUUACUUGACACCUAUGUUAUUUACAAAGGUGGGAGGUGUAUAAAAUGUAAGAUGGGGAUCCCAUGAUACAUCACUAUUAUGGGGACGCUUAAUGUGGCCACUUUAUCGCCAUACUCUCUGUGUUCUUGGCCAGGGGAGAACUGGUUAUAUAUGUGACCAGGGGGACAACUACAAACAAAUAGAACUUUGUCUAAUAAUAAAAUAAUAUAGUUAAUAAUGUAGUAUUGUGAUGUGAGGCACCAGCCCCCAAUCUUCUCUAUAUUAGUGACCCAUGGGGCAAUAUAGCCAACCUUUCUCUGAUCUUGGCCUAUUAAAUAUGGCACGCACAAGUCAAGUGGCUAAAAGACUCCGUGUACUGGACACACCAAAUUCCCACUAAAAAGAACAAUGCCCAACUUUGUAAAGAAAUGUUGGUGAAGAGAGUUUUCUUCUCUAAUGAUGUCCUAUUAAAAAUAAUUUUUCACUACUAUGAAAUCCAGAGUUGUCACUAGAGUUCAUGUUUGCAUAUAUCAAAUGAUGUUUAAUAUUUGCUUUUAUAUAUAUAUUUGAUUAUACGAUUAAGACCUUCAUCACUAACAUUUGCUGUGAACUAAAGAAUGAAUACCAUAUAAAGACAUUUUAAUAACUGAGAAUCAUAUUUUCCUUUUAGGUGCUACUAUAAGCGUGAUAGUGGAUAUUAAUAUUAAUAUAUCAGUGAUAGUGUCAGCUUUAAUUGCAACUUUUUACACUCUUGUUGGAGGACUUUACUCCGUGGCCUAUACAGAUGUUGUUCAACUGUUCUGCAUCUUUCUUGGAUUGGUGAGUAAAUUAUCUGAAAGAACAUACUUUUAUUGCAAAAUAUAUAUGUCUGGGAAAUAAUCCCCACUAGAUAGAAGAAAAAAAGUGUAAUUUAAAUUGAAACAAAAAUGUGUCAUGAUAUUGAUAUUAAAUGAUGUAACUCCUGAAACUAAUUUCAAUAUAUAUUGAGUUUUUUUUUUUAGCUGUGAGUUAAUAUGUAUUAACUUCCACUUAUAAUUUUGGAGAAGAAAAGUAUUCUGUUUAACAGUUCUUAGAUAUCCAGAGAGCUUUACAAAGUAUAGAACUUUGCCAUGGGGCUUUAAUCUAUCAUUUGCAGUGCUUUUAUACAUAGAACUAUGUAAGACAGCCCCGUGGGCUUUCAAUCUAAAAUGACAAUAUGCAGUGGGUCAAAGCGUAGCAAAGGGGAACCUACCGGUUAAAGCAGUUGAGGUGAGGGCACACGAGGAGGUGCUGAAUUAGUUAGCAGAUUAAUAAUGAUUAGCUAAUGGUGAUUUCACACAGAUGGAGAAUAAAAGUUUAUAAAUUAAUUUUGAGACACGUGUUGGUAGUAUAGAGUGGAGGUCAAUUUUAUAGUACCAAUAUAAGUUUUUUGGGGGGUGCAGGCCUGGAAACCACAAAGGAAAAUAGAAAUGAAGUCCUUGAUAAUCAGUCUGUCGCUGCACUGAAAGGAUUUGUUAUGAUGACAAAAAGUUUAAUAUAUGCAUAUUGCAAGUUGUUAAUUAAUGCAUGCAACAGUAAGAAAACAAUACACAAAAUGUAAUUGUGUCAUCAUACCAGUACCUUUUCAUUCGGUCCCGAAGGCAGGCUGAUUUUCAUAAAUCCUUUUGGUGAGAUGAGUCAUAAUGUAACAAUUUGUCUUUCUUGGAUUCUUGUAGUUCCCUUUUUAGUUUAAGUUUAAAAUAAAGGUGGCAUUUUAUUGCACAGAGAAUGGAUAGGUUUGGUGUGCUUAUACUCCAUCUGCCCACUCCUUCUUUGGUUCAUUCAUUACGGUGAUUGUUCUCCAUAAAGUGAUUGGAUUCACGCCUCAAAUGGAUUUCCUUAUUUGUUUCCAUUUGUUGCAGUCACCUUGAGUUGUGAUUACAUUUGUUACGUCAUAUCUCUUUGUAAUAAAUGAAUCUGGAGCUGGGCUAGGGUGAUUUUAUUACAGAAUAAUACUGUGAGCAUCUUCGAAGGGUAAUACUUUACAAAAUCUAAAUACAAACGUCAAUUAAAGACUGUAUUAUUUUUCUUUAAAAACUAUUACCAUAUUUGAUAUGGGUUUGUAUACCUUGAGUAAAGCAUCAUCUGACAUUUCCAUUUCAUUAAUCCAUCAAAACAAUAUUCCCAACUGAGUAAUAUCAUUUUCAUUUCCCCAAACUAUAGUAAUUUAGCUAGGAUUACCAUAUGGAGAUUAGCACUUUAAGAAUGCAUCAACGUGUUGUUAUACUGUAUAGGAUAUACCAGUAGUUCCCAAUCCUACACUAACAGUUCAUGAUUCACCAGUUUUCUAUUUCUGUUCUAAAGGGAAAACAUUGGGCUGUUGGUGUGCCCUGAUGACUGUGUUUGGUACCUCUGUUGUUAAAAAAAAAGGGCAUGGCCGAGUAUGUUCUUUUUUCAAAGAUAUGUGUCCAGAUAUGUUUAUGUAUACUUUUGUAUAGGAGUGCAUGUGUUUGUGUGUGUAGUAUGUUUGUGUUACUGCAUGUUAGUAUGUAUGUUUUCAUAUGGGUAUGCAUGCAGUUUAGUAUCUGUGUAUCAGGUGUAAUUUGUUUGUGGAUAUAUUAAUAAAUAUAUAGGUAUGCAUUCAGAUUAUUGUGUAAGUAAAUGUAUGUUGGCAUGCCCAAUCAUCUUUUGUCUUCCAAUUUAGAAUAUCAGAUGUAUAAUUUUAAUUUUAAGUCAAGUGAUAUUAAAUUGUAAGCUCACAUGUUACAGAAGUAUUUGUAGGAUAGUUAGAGGAUAAGAGAAAAAAGAUUGGAUUCUGCCAGCCUGCAGCACAGGCAGAAGGGAAACUCAAGUGCAUAAAAUAUUAGUAACUCUCUAUAUCUUAAAUUGUGCUCUGUAGCAUUUAACUGCUAUAUAUACAUAUAUAAUACCCCCAUUCUUUGUGAACGUUCCAGCCCCCAUCCUUGAGGAUGGCAUCCUUUACUUGGUCGUGUCUAUUCUCUGAAGACUUCCUUAUUUGCAGCUGACCUUUCAUCCUCAAGCACACUUGAAAGGCUAGAAACACAAAGGUGUACCCUACAUGAUCGCAUCCUCCAUUUCAUACCAACCGCUAAUUAUUUUAGAGGAAUCUAUAACGCAACCAUGUACAUCUGUACAGCUAAUAAAGCUGAAAGACUGUGUUACCCAGCUUGCCUGCUGCCAGCAAUUAUAAUUACUGAAAUGUUGGCCAACCAGUUUAAUAAGAUGGUGCCUUUUUAUCCUUUAGUAGUUGUUCAUAAAAAUAAAUACUUGCAGCUUUAAAAUUUUCACAACAUGCUAUUGAAUAAGAAUCAUAGUUAUUUAAUUGUUUUACACUUCUAGCAUAAACACACCUUAAAUGGAAGUGACAUUUUUUAUAAGUUUCAUUACAAAUCAGAAAACAUGUCUGCAUUGUAUUUUAACAAUGCCUUUUAAAGAGCACGGUGUGCCCUUCAGUUUAAUAACAUUUCCUGCUUGGUGUAUUGAUGAAUGGCAUUCUAGUUUAUCAAUUUAUCUUCUAGUGGAUCAGCGUACCUUUCGCAAUAACACAUCCUGCUGUUACAGACAUCACAGUGACAGCCGUUACAAAAGUCUACAAGGAACCAUGGUUAGGCAGCAUACAGUCUGCUGAUAUUUGGUCUUGGUUGGACAGUUUCUUGUUACUGGUAAGCAAUGCUACAGUCAUGUAAGUCUUUUUCAAUGUUUUAUGUAUUUACUGGUAUACCUAGGUCUAUAUGGUUCUGGGCACUCCCUGUCUCCACUACUGAUGACGGAGAGUUAGUUCUCUGUCUCAACUAAGUCCUUCUCUCAGUCAAUGAUCUAACCCUGCAUUAGUGAAUUUAGCUCAGGAGACUAAUUGAAGCUCCUGCUUAGGAGACAUGGGGUGGAACCUGGUGGAUUCAAAAUGUUCUAAAUUGGUUUCACUCCUUGCAGUGAUUAUGGUGCCAGAGCACUCCUGGCAUCAUAACCACACCAGUAAGCUAUAGUGGUGCAUGGAGUUCCCUAUACAAUUGGCCAUGAUGCCAACAAGCAAUAUAUAUGGAGGUAUGUGUGGUGCAACGUUAGAAUAUGAGCUGUCCAUGGUCCUGUUCUUGUUCAGAUUACAAUAUAUUUCACACAAUUAAGUUGUUUAUCUUUAUUUAUUUCAGCAAAGUCAGGAAUCACUGCCUCUGUCAGAAUUAGAUAGAUUAGAUAGAUUGAUAGAUAGAUAGAGACAACUGAGGUCUUUAUAAGCUUGAUAAAGACCUCACUUGAGGUUGAAACAUUGAUGUGUUUCCCCAAUAAAUCUGCUUAAUGUUCAACCUUGAAUACCUGGACCAUUUUGUUCUUUUACUUACCAAUUGACUAAGAUUUAGCCCACGUCAGGUCCAGUUAAGCACCUAGGAUUGGAAGAGAGUGUGGUUAGAAUGUAUACUGUAUAACAUGUAAACUGCUUUCUACUUGAAUCCAAACACAUAUUUGAAAUAUCCUGUCUGCCUCAUAACCUCUUCUGUAGCUAGCAUCUACACUAUCAAAAAUUAUGCUUAGUUCCUCAUAGUCCUGUUGACAGUUGGUCCAUUUAAAUAUGUACCAAAAUCUUAUGACAAUAUUUUAUUAUUUGUGUUUUCAAGGAUAUUAAUGGGGGGAAAAAAACAAAAUCAAUCGCUUCUUCCUGUUUCUAAACAUAUACAUAUAUUUGCAGAUACUAGGAGGUAUCCCUUGGCAAGCCUAUUUUCAGCGAGUCUUGUCUGCUUCUUCUGCUACAUAUGCUCAAGUGCUCUCCAUCUUGGCUGCAUUUGGCUGCUUGGUGAUGGCUGUUCCGUCUAUUCUCAUUGGAGCAAUAGGAGCUUCAACAGGUAUGUAAACAUCUUAGUUUGCAUUGUUUUAUCUCUGUUUAAUUUGUGGUCUGUCUUAAUUUCUCCAUAGACCAUAAUAUAACAUUUAAAACACAGUGGUUAAAGCUGACAUAUAUUAAAAUGCAGUUAUUCAUACUGUAAAACAUACCUUCACUCUCUGAGCAGCUGGUAGGAUCAAAUGCUACGACUAUGUUAUUAUGUCUAAAGCCAGAUUCACAGAGGAGUAAAAUGUUACUGAAUCUAUCUAUACUGAUUGAAGAAUAAACUUUUGAUCACCUUACUAGAGUUGCAUGGGUCUCUUUUUUCUAUAUUUAUUUGUCUAAUUUUUAAUGAAGAGUUUGUCCUAUGCUUAAAAUAUUUUAAGAAAACAGAUAUUUACUGUUAACACAUGAUUAACACCAAACUACAGGACACAACACUUUUGACAUUAUCUCAUCAGUAAUAGACGAAUUCAAUAGAUAGACAGAAUGUUACCAGUAAUCUGACUUUCCAAAGUACACACUUUUAUUGCUAUCUGUUACUCCAAUUAAACCAGCUGUUACUUGGAAUGCUAACAUGCGAGGAAGGAGAUGUAACAUUUUGAAUAUUGAUUAUGAUCACUAGUCUAAUACUAUCCUUACGUUUUUGUGUCAUUUUACCCCACUCCCUCUAGCAUGUAAGCUCAUUGAGCAGGGCCCUCAACCCCUCUGUUCCUGUGUGUCCAACUUGUCUGGUUACAACUACAUGUCUGUUCGUCCACCCAUUGUAAAGCGCUGCGGAAUCUGACGGCGCUCUAUAAAUAUCAUCAUAAUAAUAAUAAUUAUUAUUAUUUGCAGACUGGAACCAGACAGAUUAUGGUUUACCUGACCCACAGUCCAGAAAUGAAACAGAUAUGAUCUUACCAAUUGUACUUCAGUACCUAUGCCCUGCAUACAUUUCAUUUUUUGGCCUUGGCGCUGUGUCAGCAGCUGUGAUGUCAUCAGCAGAUUCCUCCAUUUUAUCUGCAAGUUCUAUGUUUGCCAGGAAUAUCUAUCAGCUGUCAUUUAGACAAAAUGUAAGUAUUUUUGCUAAUGUCUUAUUUUGGUAAUGUAUUUUUUUAUAUGACUUUGAACAUACACGUAUGUUAGUUCAAAUUUUAUUUAACUCAUGUUUUAGAUAACAUUGAUUGUUAUUGAGAAAAAAAAAACUAAUUUCUAAUAAACAAAAAGAAAAGUAAUUCAAUAUUGCCAACACGUUGAUAGCAGUAUCUUAGAGAAAUGCACUAAAACACUUAUCAUACAAAUCAGCUCUCACAGUGAUGGAACAUGUCUAUACAGUAUGGGUUUGCAAUACAAAUAAUUGUAUUAAAUACACAUUGAUAAAUGCACACUCAAUGAGAAAAAAAACAUAUCAAAAUCAGCAAUUCAUUGUCAUUAUAAAGGAUGAUACUUUCCUUAAAAUAAAAACUGGGCUGAAUAUGAUUUGGUACAAACACUUUAAGAGUCCAUAUGUUAUAAAAAGGAGCUAAAAAUAACAUUUACAGAAAUUUGCAAUAUGAAAAAAUAGAAUAAAAAUUUUUAAUCUUAAGAUAUGUAAAUAUUUGAAUGUCUUCCCCUCAAAGAGGCCGUUACUAGUUAUUGAUUGUGUGUAAGGUAAGAAAAAACAAGGCAAUAUUUUAUAGUUUGCAAGGCCAUUAGUUGUUUAUUUUAAGAAUUAAAGAACCAUUUUAUUUCCAUUGUGUGUUUGGGGAAUUGGGAGGCCAAGGCAACACAUUGAACUAUGUGUCAUGUUCUUCAAACCACUCCUGAACUAUUUUUGCAGUGUGGCACGGUGCAUUAUUCUCCUGAAAGAGACCUCCGCUGUCAGGGAAUACCCAGGGGUGUACAUCUCUAGUUAGGUGAUACAUAUCAAAGUAAUAUCCAUAUGAAUAGGAUCUAAGGUUUCCCAGCAGAACACUGCCUCUGCCAGGCUGCCUUCUUCCCAUAGUGCAUCCUGCUGCCAUCUCUUCCCCAGGCAAACUACGUACAUGCACCCGACCAUCUACUUUAUUCAAAAGAAAACAUGAUUCAUCAGACCGGGCAACCUUCUUCCAUGGCAAUAAAAACAAGAAAGGAAAAUGCAGGUUGCACCAAUUGACAAACAUAUAUUAAGUAUUAUAGACAAUUUUGCAGAAUAUUCCAAAUGGACAUAGUCCACAAUUUUCUCUAUUAUAAUAAUUUUGCUUCAGCCUACAACAUGCUGUAGUUUAAAUAGCAGGCAGUGGUAUAAUUCCACUUGUGGAGUUGUACUUCUUGUGAGUGACAGACAAUGGUGACCAGUGGUAAAACAUGUAAUGAUUCUCAAGUAAAGGAAAGGAAAAAAAGGACAAUAGUGUAAUUUUGUAAAUUGACAUGUAAUAUAUAAGAAAUACACUAACAAAGAAGGAGCUUGCAUCAUAAGCUCAGUAUGUUAGGCAGAUGGUGGCACAAUGCCCACCAUUUGGAUAUCAGUUGGUCUGAUAUCCAUACCAUAAUUCAGAGCAACUGAAAUCCAUAUGGUGGGGAUUGUACCAUUAUCUGCCUGGCAUAUUGAGUUUAUGACGCAAGUUUCUUCUUUGUGAGUGUGCUUCUUAUUUAUUAGGUGUCUUACAUUGAUUUACAAUAUCACACUAUUUACUGCUUUUGGUUGUCACUCACAAGACAUACUGAUUCACCAGUGGAAUUAUACCAUUGCUUGCUAUUUAAGCAAGAGCUCUGGAAAAUGUAAGUGGGCAUUCACAUAUUAUUAUUAUUAUUAUUAUUAUUAUUGCCAUUUAUAUAGCGCCAACAGAUUCCGUAGCACUUUACAAUAUUAUGAAAGGGGAUUUAACUAUAAAUAGGACAAUUACAAAUAAACUUACAGGAACAAUAGGUUGAAGAGGACCCUGCUCAAUCGAGCUUACAUUCUAUAGGAGGUGGGGUGUAAAACACAUUAGGACAGGAAUGUGCAAUCAAAUAAGGUGGGCUGCCCUUUAGGAGAGGGCAAGAGACGGGUAUGUGAGGUAGGGGUUAGUCUUGGAGGCCAUAAGCUUUCCUAAAGAGAUGGGUUUUAAGGCACUUCUUAAAAGAUGCAAGACUAGGGGAGAGUCGGAUGGCGGUAGGCAGGCUAUUCCAUAGGAAGGGAGCCGCCCGCGAGAAGUCCUGCAAGCGCGAGUUGGCCGUACGGGUGCGGACAACGGACAGGAGGUGGUCACGGGCAGAGCGGAGAGACCGAGAAGGGACAUACCUGUGGAUCAGUGAGGAGAUAUAAGAGGGGCUAGAGUUGUUCAGUGCUUUAUAGGUGUGAGUUAGUGCCUUGAAUUGACUCCUAUAGCACACAGGAAGCCAAUGUAAGGACUGGCAGAGGGGUGAGGUGUGAGAGAACCGACUAGAGAGGAAAAUCAGUCUAGCAGCAGCAUUCAUUACAGACUGUAGGGGUGCAGUACGGCUUUUGGGAAGACCAAGCAGGAGAGGGUUACAAUAAUCCAUGUGUGAAAUUAUUAGAGCAUGGACAAGCUCCUUGGUAGUAUCUGGUGCAAGAAAGGGGCGGAUGCGGGCUAUGUUUUUAAGAUGGAAUCUACAGGAUUUGGCAACAUGCUGGAUGUGAGGCUCAAAGGUGAGACCAGAGUCAAGUAUGACGCCAAGACAGCGCGCUUGCAAGGAUGGGCUGAUGUUGGUACCACAAACUUGAAGGGAGAGCGAGAGAGGAGGAUCAGUAUUAGGAGGAGGAAAGACAAGGAGCUCAGUUUUUGAGAGAUUGAGUUUCAGAAAGCGGGAGGACAUUAUAUGUAGUUUGUGUUCUGCCCUAUAUACAAGUCUACACCAUUGGUUUGUUUUGUUCUGUUCUCUUUCAUGUACCAAUGGGUCUAAUUGCAAACUCUAUCUGAAGGAAAAUUAUUUGAUACAGAGAAUUGUGGACUACACCUGGGUGGACUUUUCUUCAUAAUUUUCUAUCAUACUUAAUAUUUGUAUGUCAGUUGGCGCAACCUCUAUUUUGUUUUUAUCUGUUUGUACUUGUUAUCAGGGGUAAAGGGAGUCCACCUUUCUUUACAGUGUUUGCAGCCUCACAUUACCCACUGGUAAUUACUUUUCCACCUUUUAUAUAUAUCUUCCAUUUCUAUUUUAUUUUAACCUUCUUCCAUUGCUCUAUGGUCCAGCUCUUACACUUGUGUCCCCAUUAAAGGGACCAUCGACAGUGGACAGUGGUCAUCACGGGCACCUUGAAAGGUCUGCAGCUACACAAUCCCAUACUCAGCAAACUGCAAUGCACUGUGUGCUCCGACACAUUUCUAUCAUGGCCACCAUUAAGUAUUUAAUCAAUUUGCUCUACAGUAGCUCUUCUGUGUGAUCAGGUCAGACUGACUACCCUUGGCUCCCCACAUACAUCAAUGAGACUUGGACACCCAUGAUAUUGACACCACUUCACUGGUUGCCCUUCCUUGCACCACUUUUGGGAGGUAGUAACCAAUGCAUAACAGGAACAUCCCACAAGACUUGCCAUUUUAGAGAUGCUUUAAACCAGUCAUCUAUUUAACCCUUAUCAAAGUCACUCAAAUCUUUUCGCUUACCCAUUUUUCUUGCUUUCAGCACAUGGAAUUUAAGAACUGACUGUUCACUUGCUGCCUAAUAUACCUCACCCAUUGGCAGGUGCCAUUGUAACGAUAUAAUCAAUGUUAUUUACUUCAUCUGUCAGUGGGUUUAGUGUUGUGGCUGAUCAGUAUUUAUAUAUAAACAUUUUUAGAUAAUCUGAGGCAUUGUGAGUGGGGCUAUUUAUACUCACUAUUUUAAUAUAACGUUAUCCGUGUUAUGCUUUCAUUAUCCCUUUUUUAUUUAAUAACCUAAACACUAAAUUCAGUGUUUAUUAAAUACCCUGCUUUACCAAUAGUACCCGGAAGGGGCAUUUGUAUUGAUAACUUGCUUCACCUGCCCUGAAGAGGUAUUUAUAUUGAUAACUUGUUACACCUGCCCUGAAGGGGCAUUUGUAUUGGAAUAUUCAUUUUGUGCUCUUGGUUAUUUUUGUGUAUUGUUUAUUUACUUUUGUUUUGGGGAGAACACUGUUUUUUUCUAAGUGCUGCAUUUAACUUUUUAAGUGCUCAUAUAUAUUUUAUAUUCACUUAUUUUUAAAGCACCCUUGCACUUGUUGGCUAUAUAUCUAAACUUCUCUGAGAUGCCUGGUUGCAUGGAUCCUUUGUGACAACCUAUUAGCAGUCUCUCUGGUCUGCAUUUCAUGAGAUCAAUUUGGUGGAGAGAGAAAGAGGAAAUCCUUGCACACUGCCUGUGCUGCAUAAAUCAAUCUAUGCUGUCACUGUUAGAACUGAAAUACUGCUGGCUCUGUAACAGCCACAAUAACAAAAUGUGCAGCUAAUAGAGCUUCAGUGCUUGAUCUCGGGAGGAAUUAUAUUAUAUUGUAUUAUGGCUGAGAUAAUGGUGGAGCUCUGCAACACAUAUAUAUAUAUGCACUAAAUAUUACUGUGGAGCUGUAUAAUAUACUCAUACUCACACUGAUAUGCACUGCACAUUAACACAGAACUCUGUAACACGCGUUCACAAGGUUCUACCCCUUAUUUAUAUACCCACACGUGCCAAUUAUCCCUCUACUGCUCAUAAUUUGAAUCCUAAUAUUACCCACGAAAGUAACCUCUCUGUCUAUUCAAUAUAAAUUCUAUUUUGCCUGGAAAAUUAACAUCUUUACUCCUUAAUCUAGAUCCUCACAUUCCCAUGGUAUCUACUACCCUCCAAUUACCCAGUUUCCAUUUCCAUAGGUGAUUUCCCCCCUCCUUUUGACUAACACAGAAACAUUCACAGACAUACACUGUCAUACAGACACUAUACUUUAUCGCAUAGAGGCUUCAUAUAUACAAACAGAGUCAGACAUUAACAUACACAUGCAUACAAUCACACUCACAUAUCUACAAUUACAAACAUAAAGUCACUUACACAAACACACAUUGACAGUAAUACAAAUAAUUAUUUACCUAUUCACAGUAGAAGUUAGCUAUCUGGCUUUAUCAUAUCACAAAAGAUGUACCCUUGAUUUUUAAAAUCAUAGAAGUUUUGAAACUUUGAAACUUUUUUUUUCAUUUGAAAGAAUCGGUCUGGAGGUCUAAUAACAUUUAUUUCCCAAAACAAAGAGAGCCUGCAUCAGCUUAUAAAUAGGUCAAAAAGUUAAUUUUAAAAAAUAAAUAUUUUGGUGCAGCAUUGUACAACAUGUAUUCAUAACAUCUUAAUUUUUUUUUUUUUUUUAAUUUGUAGUCACGCUGUAAAAGUAUUAUAUUAUUACUGUUUGCCAAAAUCUUGAAUCUGGAGAAUUUUAUAGAAGAUACGAUUUCUGAAAUUCUGAAUGAAUUUGUUAUAUUGCAGUUUCAGUUUACACAGAUAAUGUUCACACUUGUUAUUAUAUUUUGUGCCUAUACAGUUUUACAGAGUUACAGCAGUGACAUGAUUUCAAAACUAAAUCUGAUUAUGUAUUUUACAGGCAUCCGAGAGGGAAAUUGUCUGGGUCAUGAGAAUCACCAUAUUUAUAUUUGGAGCGUCAGCAACCGCCAUGGCCUUACUGGCACAGUCUGUGUAUGGUCUCUGGUAUCUCAGUUCUGACCUUGUGUACAUCAUCAUUUUCCCCCAGCUUCUCUGUGUUUUGUUCAUUAAAGGAACUAACACCUAUGGCUCUAUCGUAGGAUAUGUUUUUGGACUCUUUCUCAGAAUUAGCGGAGGGGAGCCAUACUUGUACCUACAGGCCCUAAUCUGCUACCCUGGUUGCUAUGCUGAUCCUAGAAAUGGUAUAUACUUGCAGAGAUUUCCAUUUAAAACUGUUUCCAUGCUGGCUUCCUUCUUGGCAAAUGUAUGUGUAUCUUAUUUAGUCAAAUACUUGUUUGAGAAGGGAACAAUAUCACCAAAAUUAGACUUCCUAAAUGCUGUGAUAGCCAAGCACAGUGAGGAAAUCAUGGACAAGACCACUCUAGUAAAAAAUGACAAUAUCAAUUUAUCUGAGUUAGCCCCUGUCAAGCCAAGACACAGCGUUACCCUUCCUACCACGUUCACCAAUAAGGAAGCCAUCAGUGACUUGGACUCCAGCCCAGAAUCUCCAGAGUUGGAAGAUAAGGACAUGUGACAAAGCCAUAAGAACAUUGCUUCUCUCACACUGAAACAAUGAAAACUAUAUUAUACUGAUACUCAUGGGUGAGCAGCGAUUUAGUAAAACCACUUUUUUUUUAACUAAUAAUCAAUGUGCAGUUCAAUAACCGAUAAUAAAAUAAUCACAAUCCAAUGUCAUUGCACAAUACCAAUAUAAUUUCACAAGAGAAAACAGGCUCUUUAACCAUCCCAGAGAUGAAGGCAUUUCCUACCCAUUGCUGUUCUAGCAUUGAUUGAUGUUCAGUAUCAUUUUACAUGACAGUACCUAACACACCAAUUGCAUUUUUUAUUGAUUUAGUUACUUUUUUUUUUUUUUUAAUAUAACUUAGCAAUAAGGGAUUAGGUUAGACCAGUAAAUGGUCUGCAGAAUCUCAUUCCUGCAAAUUGACAGCAUCCCUUUGGCAUGUAACAAUGGUAGGUUAUAUAGAUACAUAGCCUACUUUUGUAGUUUUAUUGUCGAAGCCAAUAUUUCUUAUUCGUAAAGUACAGCUUAGAAUUCUCAAGUUUCUUAAUGUUUGGCUUUUUCUCUUUUGUUGUUUGUGUGGUUUAUUGUAAUAUUGUACAAAACACCAGCACAUUUGCACAUUUUUUAUGCGAUUGUUUGCUUGAAACCAUUCAUCUUUACAGGGAUUUGUGCAAAUUGGACAUCAUGGUUUGCUACAAUGGCUUUAUUGUAAAUCAGCCUUGUUCUUCCAUAUUAUUUCAACUAUUUUUAUAGAUAGACCCUUAUACGUCUGUCCGAUACGUGUCUCUUUUAUGGAUUAUGAAGACAAGCUAUGACUAUGUAUAUAAAAAAAUGUUGAAGUUCAUAAUCACGUAAACAAAUGUGAAUUAGUUAAUAAUUAUUAAUUUACUUUAUGCAUAGGCUUAUUUCUAUUUUAUAUCCUUUCAGAUACCAUCAUAAUUGAGUGUGCAAUAAUAAACCGCCCAUUUUAAGUGCACGCUUGUUUAUAUACAUUUCAAGCAAUGGCCCACAUUAUCAUACCAAACCCUUCAUUUUCCUGAUGAAGCACUCAUAAUCAAUAACCGCCUGAAAAGAAAAAUGUCGCAAGAUGUCGAUGUAGGUGAUACAGAUGUAGGUGAUACAGAUUCUAUGAACAAAGCCUGGGCCUGAUGUGCUGCUUUUAAAACUCUGACAUGCUCUGUUGGAUAGAGUUACAAUAGAACGUUGCUUAAUGUUAUUAAAGAGGAGAUCUAUGUAACAAGUAUAUGUAUAUGUAGAAAAUGCCUACUUUUAUAUCAUAAAAAAAUGAAUGCACUCAAUAAUAAUAACAUUGUCUAAACACUUGUCUUACAUAUGUUAUGUCUCUAUGUUGACUAAUCAGAUCAAGUGCUUCCUAAAAUGCAAAUAUUCACUGCAUUAUAUGAAAUAUAAAAUCAAUCUUAGCAAACAUCUAAGUAAAGAUAGGCAAGUGUCUUAAGUAAACAAAAAUUCAAAUCCAGGUUUUCCUCUGGGUUUAAUAACCAUAUCAAUAAGGAAUCACAUGCUUCAUCAACUGUCUGUAAAAUUUUAUUUAUUUUUAUUGCAACAUUAAAAUCCACACAAAACACUUUAAAUAGAGAAGGCUCAAAAACAAAACAUAAAAAUAAACUAGACUUGUACACGGUGACAAAACGCCUGGCACUUGUGGCAGGCUUAUGCAAUGUAUGAUCAUAUACUGUAACUAAACCCCCAUUAUUUAUCGCUGGGGGAGGUGGUUUUAAAUAAAACUAUUACAUUAUGUGAGACUCGAAAUUGCUGUUUAGUGAAUGAGUGAGUUCACAGGAUCUUGUAUGUUAUAAAUAUAUUAUAUAUAUAUAUAUAUAUAUAUAGAGAGAGAGAGAGAGAGAGAGAGAGAGAGAGAGAAGUAUUUAUGUAUAUAUAUAUAUAGAGAGAGAGAUAUAUUUGUAUACAUAAAUAUACAUACAUAUUGUACUGUACACUGAUUUUCGUGACAUAUGGUUCACAGAUCAAGCGAAAAGAAAU
Pelobates cultripes (western spadefoot toad) is the source of this 35663-nucleotide messenger RNA. Lineage: Eukaryota; Metazoa; Chordata; Amphibia; Anura; Pelobatidae. The record is from the annotation of a GenBank genome assembly.